AUGGCUUCACCAGCGCCAAGUAGCUUGCCGAAACUUGAGAUCGAUGAUCCUGAAGAAAGGCAGCGUCGUCUACAGUCCACCCUCGAUCGUUUGAAUGGAACAAUUGAGCGUCGGGAUCCAGAAGCUAUACUGGAGGCUCUCAUGAGCGGAAAUGCAGCCGGACCAUCGACAGGACUCCCCAAAAUUGGCCCGGGUAAUAGGGAGACGUUUGCGGUAGAGCCGCCGACUGAAUUGAUGUCCCGCGUGCAAGCUUUCCUGCCGCAGAUGCAAGCAGAGAACGAGCGGCUGCAGCAGCGCGCCGCGCAGGAGCUCGAUAUCGAGCACUUGGAGGACGAGGAAGGACCCUAUAUUGAGAUGGACCUCGGACUAGGCGUUUACUCCAUUCGGCGGCCCGGCGAUCCAUCUUCAGAAUCAGAUUCCUCGUCCGUCUCUGAAGAAUCCAUGUCCUCGUCCUCUAUCAGCGGCGACGACUCUGAGGAGGACUCGGAUUCCGAUUCGGACUCUGACGACUCGGAGUCGGAUCUGUCAUCGAGUGACGCGGCGCCUUCGGAGCCCAGGAUUAUCAAGCCCCUACCACGCCGGCGACCUCUGAUCGAGGUCGUUCGCGAGACGCCAAAUUCAACAUAG
Schizophyllum commune H4-8 is the source of this 627-nucleotide messenger RNA. RefSeq lists its product as uncharacterized. The transcript is spliced from 4 exons. Lineage: Eukaryota; Fungi; Basidiomycota; Agaricomycetes; Agaricales; Schizophyllaceae. The record is from RefSeq and is a predicted model, not a curated record. Gene Ontology annotation, biological process: box C/D snoRNP assembly. Gene Ontology annotation, molecular function: box C/D methylation guide snoRNP complex binding. Bases 1 to 627 code for a protein of 208 amino acids.